AUCGUCCCGUAUGGUUGUGUUUCGAAUUGUUCCUCUUUCGAUUAACACCAGUAUUGUGUAUUGAGAAAUGGCAAUGGAUUUGGAUUCAAAUGAUCCUAUAGUACGAUUGGCACAAUUUCUUUAUGUUGGAAAAGAAUAUCCUGAUUAUCAACCUGGAAAUUGGUUUGUUCAUAAUUAUUUUUUGGCUAAAAAUGUUCCAUCUAUCGAAGAAUUGGCUGAAAAUGCAGAAAAACAAUUAUUACCGAUUGAGAUUAUUGUAAAGGCAUUUGAAAGUAAUUUAAUUCCAAAUCCAGAAACAUUGAUAUUUGCUACUGCUGUUUGCUGUAGACAAAUGAAAAGUGAAAGCUUAAGGCAUGCGGCAUAUGCAGUAUUGAACAAAAUUUGUGUAUCACCACAACAUUUUAUUUUAUUUAUCAAAUUUGCUUCUCAAAUAAGUAAGCAAAGAGAACUUGAUGCAAAUGGUAGUUCAAGACAUGGUUGGGGUCAUGGUUUAAGGAAAGCUGUAAAUAAUUGGUAUUUCUCAAAAACACCAAUGGAAUUAGCAAAGUGUGUUACAAGAUACAAAGGCAGAUAUGGUUGGAAGCAUAAAGAUAUUAUAAAAUUAUCUCAUCCUAUACCCAAUAAUCCUGGGGGAGAAAUGGUCCUUAAAUAUAUAAUACAUGGUCUAAAAGGAAUGAAAAAGUCAUGUACAGAAGAUCCUAUGCUUACAGAAAUUCUAGAAUAUAUUGAACAUGUAGAAGACUUCAAACACUGUACAGAUGAAGUUCAAGCUGCACGUCUUUUAGAGAUGUACAAAUUAACAUUAGAUCAUGUACCUGGACACUUAUUGAAAUCUAAAGAGGUUUGGGAUGCAUUAAUACCAUCAAUGAAUUUAAUUAUGCUUCUGACCAACUUGCAAAGAAUACAUAAUCUUAAAUUAUUGAAACCAUUUUCACCAACAGUUUCCAAAAUAAUAGAUAAAAUUACUAAUGAAGAUAAUAUUGUCCAAGAUAAGGUUCAUCCAGCUUUGGUAUUAGUUACAAUAAGAGACUAUGAAAAUUCUGGAAAACCAUUAACAUAUGAAAAAAGGAAAAUCAAAGAACAGCUUGACAAACCAUUACCUACACCAUCCAAACCAAAUUCUAAAAUUAUUGAUGCUCUCUAUAAAAUGUUGAAUAUAUCAUUUCUUCAUAUUCAACCAACUGGUUUGCGUUACAUGGUAACAAUUAAUAUGAAUAAAACAAUGGUAGAAACUCAUACUUGGCGUAGCGGUAAUAUGACUGGUGCAGAAGCAGGAUGCAUAAUUGCACUUGCACUUCUUCAUAGUGAGAAGAAUGUCACCAUUGCUACAUUUAAGAAUAGUGGAAUUCAUAUUGUAAACUUUGAAAAAACUUCUUUUGGUCAGGCUAUGAGAGAAUUAAAACAAAUGCCUACUGGACAUGUAAACUUGAAUAAACCAAUGUCAUGGGCUGCUCAUGAGAACAAUAAAUAUGAUGUAUUUAUUAAUGUGGUAGACCAAAUAUUUGAAAAAUUUGAUACAUCUGAAGAAGCGCUUCAGGCAUAUAAAGCAAAACUUCAACUUACAAAUACAAAAUUAAUAAAUUGUGCUGUGUGUUCUUCAUCAACUUAUCGUAAACAGAAAAGCAACAAAAGUAUUUUGACAAUUAAUGGCUUUGAUGCUAGUGUUCCUGUAGUUAUACAGGCUUUCGCAAAGUCUCUGUUUUAGUUACUACAUACACAGCAAUUACUUCUUUGGC
Molecule: messenger RNA, 1736 nt
Organism: Eufriesea mexicana
Lineage: Eukaryota; Metazoa; Arthropoda; Insecta; Hymenoptera; Apidae
Product: 60 kDa SS-A/Ro ribonucleoprotein
Exons: 8
Coding region: 68-1705 (545 amino acids)
Cellular component (GO): ribonucleoprotein complex
Molecular function (GO): RNA binding
Source: RefSeq, a predicted model, not a curated record